Molecule: messenger RNA, 2108 nt
Organism: Linum trigynum
Lineage: Eukaryota; Viridiplantae; Streptophyta; Magnoliopsida; Malpighiales; Linaceae
Source: the annotation of a GenBank genome assembly
AGUGGUAUUAGCCCUUUAAAUCUCACGAACUGUGAUAAAAAAAAAUCAUGUUUAGCAAGACAAAAGCAACAUGAAAAUUGAGGCAUGAUAAUUUGGUUCAAAUCUCACAGACAUAGAAAUUUGUAAUUACAACAUCCACCCUAUAUAUUCUGACAUUUCAACGUUUUUCUUUUCUUAACCAAUUCUAUCUCUCUUCCUUUUCAUCAUUUUUCUCUUCCAUCUUCCAUCUAGGAAUGGCAAUGGGUCGGGUUGGGUCGAGUUUUGCUAAACCCAAAUCUAAACUCAUAGGUUUAUCCGUCAAAAAAAUUCGGGGUAAAAUCCAUUGGGUUUGGAAACUCAAACCCAACCCAACCCAACCCGCUGGGUAUCCGCGGGUUCAUGGGCACCCAUGGGUUUCUGUGGUAAAAAAUUUAUAACUACAAGUUCCUAUCAAAAUAAAAUUCAAACAUCAAUUUCCCCAUACAAAUUAAUUAUUCAUAAAUAAAACAUCAUUCUAGAAAAUUCAAACAUAUCACAAUUACACUCAAUAAAUUCACACAGAAUAAGUGUAGUAAGAGUUAGAUUGGAGAAAAUUAGAAUUAUGGUAGGGUUUGGGGAGAGUAGGACGACGAAAUAAGUGUGAGCGGGUAUCCAUGGAUCAGGUACCCCUAAACCCAAACCCAAUCCAAUCCAAUGAAUAAUGUACGGGUUUAAACCCAAACCCAACCCGAAACCCGUCAACGCGGGUUGAAUCGAGUAGAGUACCCGUGGAUUCGAGUUUUGUUGACAUCCCUACUUCCUUAUCUCACAAAGGGAGAGGAAAAUUGGUACACUUUAAAGUCCACAUUCUUAAAAUCCUAAACUAAACGUGGAACUUUAGCCAAUUUUCACUUGACAAUUAUCAUAGUAUAUAUAACGUGAGAAUUAAGGCUAAUUCCCACGUUUUCAUAUUUUCACAACCAAAAGAGGUGUUGACCCAAUAAAAUUAAGGUCCUACGACUAAUUUUGUUGAUUGAGUUGAUUUGGGCCUACUACGCAUUUUGCUGGGAAUAGAAUUACAAACAAAAUCAAACUUUAAAUUCCAAUGACAAACAAAUUCAACCUCUUAAGUAUAUAAAAUAAUUUUGUUUAACAAUCGAUCAUCCUAAUUAGGACUGGAAGUUUGGUACCGGUAUUUAGGAUAUACUGUAUACCAUAUCGAAUUUGUCUAUAUUUGGUAUUACCGAAUACACAUAUUAUUUUGCGGGAUUGGGAUUGGGAUUGAAUUUCAAUUGUUAUUCGGUAUUAGGGAUUACGGGAUUGGGAUCGGUAUAUACCGAAAUACUGAUCAAUACCGAAAUAUAAGCUAGUGUGUAUUUUAUCCUCUCAACUAGACUCUCUCAUUCAAUACUACGCGACCCUCAACCACCAAAAGUGUCUGUUUGAACCUAACUGAGUGUAGGAGUGAGGUUCACUAGAAUGGGUCGAGAAGAAUGAACGGCUCGGUUGAACAAGAACUUUGAGACAAAAUGAGAGGGAGGAUAGAGCUGAGAGAGAGAGAGAGAGAGUGUGUGUUUAGUGAGAGAAAGUAAUGAUCUUAGAGAUAGAGUCUGAAAAAUCCGAUCCCCUCACCCACCGGAGUAAAUGCCAUAUUUAUAGGCUACAUGGUGGUGGGUGAGUGGUUGGGUUACAAGUGGGUAUAAUGAUGUGACCACUGACAUGUCAGGGAUUUAGGCCAUACUUUUAGGACCCUGAUGUGACUACCCCUGACAUAGGCAGGACUAUACCUAGGACUAUACCUAGGACUAUGAUGGUGACGGCCUGUUGGAUGACGCGGCGCCGCUUCUACGGCUACUCGAUAAGGGCCCACGCCUGUGCAAUGCGCCGUCGUUUAGUGUUUACGCGCGCCUCCACGGGGGUGGUCUCUACCUGCGCGCUUGAUUCCGGCGCGACUCGCGCGCUCGACUCCGGUGUGACUCUCGCGCUUUGCCUUGGCGUGAGCAUCCUUGGUGCUUCCUCAGUGGGGUGAGAUCCGAGUCACAUGCCCAACAGUGUCAUUUAAUUAUACAUAGAUCAUUACAUCACUAUUUCACACUAGUAUUAGUCGUCUCUCAACCUCAAAUUCGUCAAAUUAAAGAUUACCAAUUACA